Molecule: messenger RNA, 3138 nt
Organism: Oikopleura dioica
Lineage: Eukaryota; Metazoa; Chordata; Appendicularia; Copelata; Oikopleuridae
Source: the annotation of a GenBank genome assembly
AUGGCUGGCCGUGGACGUGGGAAGCGCUCCUCUAGCGGCAAUCCCUUCGACGAGGAAGACCUUGAGUCGACAUUCACCGAUCUUGACGUUCGGUCAGUCUUCUCUGACAGGCCCCGCGUUGGACGAGGUCUUGGUAGAGGAGCCCGAAUUCUCGCCAACACCGAUCCUCUGAGUGGCGAAUCAUCGCUCCCGACAUCAGGAGGAACCUCAACCUCGUCUAGCUCCGGAGGACGAUCUCAAUCUCGAGGUCGCGGCCGACCCCGAAGCCGAGGGGGGAUAAUCGUCCCUCCUCGUCGACCGCAGUCAACUGAACAGUUCCAUGGCGUUCUUGAUGAAGACAAGCUCUCAAGUAUUUGCCAGAACGACGAGUCUGCGUACAGUUUCUUCGAAUGCCCAGUUGAAAAACGCUCAUCGUCCUCGGAUGAUAAGAUCUUGGGUAAGAAAGGAAACUUGCUUUCCAUUUCACAAUCCACGCUACCAAAGCUGGAAAAGAACAAGUACAAGAAGGACAGUACGAUGCAGUUGGCUCAGCGACCUGGCGCCGGGGUUAAAAAUGUCGCAAAAUUCCAAGUAGCUACGAACUUCUACGUUGCGAGUGGGAAGCCGAAAAAUGCUUACCUAUACCGCAUUGAUAGCGAGCUUCUUUGCGAACGUGCUGAUGGCAAGCCUCCUAUUCUCAACUAUGAAGAAGCCAUGAAUUUCUUCGAGUUGUUCGCGAACCAAGUCUACAAUCUUAAUGGUUCUCCUACCAGCAGCUCUUCAAGCUCGUCCUCCGAGUCUGAGACUUCGGCUCCAAAAAGUCCAAUGUACUUCGACGGCGGCAAUCUUUUCUACACUCUCGAGAGAAUCGAGGAUCAAGAAAUGGUUGUCUUCAGACCAGACCGUCCGAAUCAUUGCAAGUACAAGAAUGUUCUUGUGAGGAUCAAGAAGGUGAAGGACUUGUCGCUGUUUUUCGACAAAGAUAUUGGACAGUAUGACCAACUGGUGCUCCAUAUGCUUGAAACCGUCUUGAAGGCCUCUCUCUACAGAAAGGACUACACUCGGGUUAAGAACAGCUUCUAUCUUCUAAACAAGACAGCUCGUCCGGCAGACUGCCGCAUCCCUGGAAAAGACGUCUUCGCCGGCUUUCACAUCACGAUGAAACACGUCCAGUCCGGCCUCGCUAUUCAGCCCAAAGAAAAGCUUGGUGUCUUUCACAAGUCUCUCCCUGUUCUUCACUACCUCAGUGACAUUUUCCAGCAGGAAGUUGCCAACGAGCAUUUUUGGUCUGACGAAUACCUACGAAGAGAAGCGUGCAGAGUUCUCAAGGGCCUGAAAGUGAUGCUCCACAGUAACACCAAGAGCAACGGAAAAAUCAAAGUGAUCAAGGACAUUACCCGGGGAAGUGCCCAGUCGGAAACAUUCACUCUUGCAGAUGGCACAAAAACCAACGUCGCAGAUUACUUCUACAAACGGUCAACAAAUCGACAAGGACUUCAGUAUCCACGUAUUCCAUGCAUGACUGCCGGAGCUAGAACAGACUCGAACGGUCAAGUGUAUGAAGAGCGCUUUCCGUUGGAGAUGUGCGAAAUAAUUCCAAAACAACCCGUUAAAGGAGUUUUGGACCCCGCUGCCAUCAGCUCCUUGAUUAGAGUCUCGGCCAAGCCAGCGCCACAGACUUUCAAUGGGAUCAAGGACAGCAUGAAACAAGCACGGCGCGAGCUCCAACAAGAGUUCGAUAAUCUUGACAUCAAAGUGAGCGAGACAAUGAUCAAGGCAGAGGCUCGAGUGCUUCCAUCUCCUACGCUCCAAUACGGAUGCUCCAGGGUUGAAAACAUCAUGAAUGGCUCAUGGAACCCUCGCAGAUUCAUAAAGCCAGUUACGAUCAAGCGUUGGGGCUGUUGCAUCGUCAGUCAUCGAUCCCAACGAAACUCGGUGGACACAGUAAACAGGGCUAUGGAUACCUUGUACAGAACUGCCAAUGAGCAUGGCAUGACACUGCACCCUCUAGCUUAUCAGAACAUGCCAAACGUCAUCAGUCCCAACGAGCUCGAAGAAUUCUUGAAAUUCUGCCGACAAGAAGAGUUCGAGUUAGUCCUGGUCGUCCUCGACAACAAGAACGGCCUAGAAUAUGCCCGCACCAAAUUUAUCUCAGAAAGACUCUUGGAUGGCCUCCUUACACAGUGCGUUCUGAUGAAAACACUGACGAGACUCAACAGCCAGUCCGCCUCCAUGAUCUUGAUGAAGAUAAACGCCAAGCUGAGUGGUUUCAAUGCAACAAUUGACUUCAGUCUUCUUGACUCAUGCAACGAGCAAGCUCUUUUCACUCCCGACUUUCCUGUUAUGGUGCAAGGACUCGAGACUAACGUUAUGCCUGGGCAAAAAUCAAUUCUCGGUUUGACAACGUCUUUUGAUCCCAACGCCACGAGCUACUUUGAGCAUGUUGAGACCACUGACACUCCCAAUCUCAUGAAAGACUUGGAAAGGCUUGAAGUUGAUGCGCUGCGCACCUAUUACAAGAUCACUCGACAGAAGCCAAAAGCCAUCAUCUUCAUUCGCACAGCUGUGAACGAACACCAGAUCAAUGGAACUGUCGCGCACGAGUACUAUGCGAUCAAGAGUGCUUGUAAAGAGCUGCAGGACGACUACGAACCCAAGAUCACCUUCAUCAUGGUGACAAAAAACCAUGCAACUCGCAUGGUGGCUAUGGAUCCCACCUACCAGAUCGGCAAGUCGCAAAAUGUUCCCGCUGGCACUGUUGUCGAUACUUCGAUUGUCGAUCGGGAGCGCUUCGACUUCUAUCUUCAGUCUUCCCAAGGCAUCCAAGGUACGUCGAUUCCGGCUAAGUACAUUGUCUGUAAAGACGAAAACAACUUGUCUGCUGAUUCCGUCGAAGGCCUGUGCUACUACCUGUGCCAUGGCUACGUUCGAUGCAACCGAACUGUUUCCCGACCGAAUGCCUUGAUGUACGCUAGUCUCGCCACCGAUCGAGCACGAACUUACUUCAAAGUGGCAAAAGACUACAUUUCCGAUGAACGAAAACGACAACAGUUGGAGCAGCUGCCGGAAAUCCUCGACGGCAAGUACAAAUUUGAAGACCAACCACAGUCUGAAAAGAAGACUAUCAGCCGACUCUACAAGACCAUGUUCUAUUGCUAA